AUGGAAAACGAACUGCAUAGUUACGAAGAGACAAUUGCUAAAUCAUCGAAUUCAUCUUCACCGACAUUCAAUUCAUGUUGGUUUGCUUACUCAUCUUUAUUCAAUUCCGUUCGUCCGACAACACCUAAAGUUCGACAUAAUUUUAAAAGUAUUGAUGAACUUCUUUCUCCGUUGAAAACGAACGAUGAAACCGGAUAUAAUUCACAACUAUCAAGUGCAUUUCGAAGUCAAAAUAAUGGCGACGAAAAUGAAAAACCAACGAAAUCUUCCCGAUCACAGAAUAAAUCCAAAACCAUUCGUACGGCAUUUACAGAUGAGCAACGGGAAUAUCUUGAUCGUUUCUAUUCCACAAAUCGUUAUCCUGAUCCAUCACAAAUUGAAACCCUAUCACAAUUGUUAUCACUCGAUGAAAAAGUGGUUCGUGUAUGGUUUCAAAAUAAGCGAUCACGAGAGAAAAGUCAUCCACGAAAUUCAACUAUGAUGAACACUAUGUAG
This is a messenger RNA of Rotaria socialis, 495 nucleotides long. NCBI's taxonomy places the organism in Eukaryota, Metazoa, Rotifera, Eurotatoria, Philodinida, Philodinidae. The record is from the annotation of a GenBank genome assembly.